AUUUAAGCUCGUGAAGGAUGUUCAGCGCCAUGAAAGAGAAACAAAACUAGAAAACUUGUUCCCAGUUUCUGGUCGGAGGAAGUGUCUGCGCUGAGGUUUCAAAGGGAGAUAUUUUACUGACCAAAUUUAUUACAAACUAACAGAGGAGUCAGUUUUAUUUAGGUGUUCGUUCAUUAAAAGAAGAGAACAUGAAGUGUAUUCCUCUCGUCCUGCUUCUCUUUGGUUUGAGCUCAACGCUGGCACAGAAUAUUGCAGAUGCUCCAAAUAUAACAACACAGGCUACACAAUCUUCAACUACGACAACACAGACUACAUCACAAACUACUACAAGUAAAGCACCGACUACAACACCACGUCCAAGUUGUGAGAGCAAGAAUGGUACAAACUGUGAUGAGUGCUUGGCAUAUGUGGAUUGUCUGUGGUGCAUUCCAACUAAAACAUGUAUAACAUACCCAGCCAAAACCAUCCUGCCCCCCCAUUCCCUCUGCCCACUGAGUGAUGCUCGAUGGGGCCUUUGCACAAUAAACUUCCAGAUUUUGAUCAUUACACUGUCAGUGGCUGGAGCGCUCCUCAUCAUUGGUGUUUUGCUGUGUAUAUUCUGCUGCUGCAAGUGUGAGAACAUUGGAUCUGCUCGAUUUGAAAACAGGAUGAACCGGAAAACAGACAAGACAAAAACAAAACAAGAGCAGAGAAAAGCUGAGUUGAAGAUUAGACAUGAUGAGAUCCGACAAAAAUAUGGUCUCAGCAGGGCAAGUCCUUAUGCCAGAUUUGACAGUCCCAGCUAAAAUGAUGCGUGCACUGUUUUAAAGAUGAAUACUUUGACUAUCUGCUGCCUAUUUGAAAAUUGAUUGAUGAAAUAAUAAGAUUCCAUUACACUCAAAAUUAUGAGUUUCCGAUCAAUAAUAAUAAUAUGAAAGUAUUUUUUUAUUAUUUUAAUCAAAAAUAGGUUUCACUGAAACAACAAUAAUAAUAAUAAUAAUAAUAAUAAUAAUAAUUGGCUCUCAUCUGAAGCCAGUUGUGAGCUAGGUUUGGAACAGAUUGAAGGAUUACUUAUUAGUCCAUGACUGUUUUUCAUAGCCUAAUAGACCUUUUUAAGAUAAUUGGUAAAUACCUGCUGAUGUAAUAUACUCAUUUAUUGAAUAAAAAAAUAAUUAAAAUUU
Molecule: messenger RNA, 1160 nt
Organism: Onychostoma macrolepis
Lineage: Eukaryota; Metazoa; Chordata; Actinopteri; Cypriniformes; Cyprinidae
Gene: pttg1ipa
Product: PTTG1 interacting protein a
Exons: 7
Coding region: 189-785 (198 amino acids)
Biological process (GO): protein import into nucleus
Cellular component (GO): cytoplasm; nucleus
Source: RefSeq, a predicted model, not a curated record